Molecule: messenger RNA, 1310 nt
Organism: Clarias gariepinus (North African catfish)
Lineage: Eukaryota; Metazoa; Chordata; Actinopteri; Siluriformes; Clariidae
Product: polyadenylate-binding protein 1-like
Exons: 9
Coding region: 1-1203 (400 amino acids)
Molecular function (GO): RNA binding
Source: RefSeq, a predicted model, not a curated record
AUGAAAAUGAAUAAGGAUAAACUGAACACGACGUUGACCACACUUUAUGUGGGAGAUCUGCACCCCGAUGUGACAGAGCCAGUGCUGAUGGAGAAAUUCGUCCCUGUAGGAGGAGUUCACUCCAUCAAGCUCUACAGAGAUAAAGCGACGGGCUUCUCACGAGGAUACGCCUAUGUCAACUUUUACCAGCGUGCCGACGCUGAGAGAGCCUUCGAAUUGCUCAAUUAUGACCUCCUUAUGGGACAGCCCAUGCGAAUAAUGUGGUUUCAGAUGGACAGUUCACUGAGAAACGCCGGAACAGGAAAUAUCUUCAUCAAUAAUUUGGACAAGUCGAUCAACAGCCUGGAACUUCACGGCCUCUUCUCCACCUUUGGCAAGAUCCUGUCGUGCAAGAUCGUAGGCUAUAAGAAAGGGCACAAGAGAUAUGCCUAUAUCCAUUAUGAGUCUGUUGAUGCCGCAGAGAUGGCGAUCAAGGCACUGAAUGGCACACUCUUGAACGGUCGCCUAGUAACUAUUGAACACUUUAAGUCUUUUAAGGAGCGCCAGGCUGAGAGUGCUCAUUGCCCCCAAAUCUUCACUAACAUCUUUAUCAAAUACUUUAAUCAGGACAUUGACACAAAGAAGCUGACAGAGAUCUUUAGCAAGUUCGGUCCUGUGGCGAGUGCUCGCGUCAUGACCAACGAGCAAGGGAAGUCUAAACGAUUUGGCUUCGUAAGAUAUGAGAGGCCUGAAGACGCACAGAAGGCUGUGGAUGAAAUGAACGGGAAGGAGGUAAAUGGCAGAAGGAUAUAUGUGAAUCGAGCACAGCGUAAAGAACAGAGACAGGCUGAACUCAAACGCAAGUAUGGGCAGAGUCUGAACCUAUUCGUGAAAAACCUGGAAGCUAGUGUGGAUGAUGAAUGUCUACGCAAAGAGUUUUCGCGUUUUGGACACAUCAUAAAUGCAAAGGUGAUGAUGAGGAAUGGCCACUCCAGAAUGUUUGGCUUUGUGCACUUCUCCUCCUCAAAAGAUGCCAUUAAUGCUAUAAACGAGAUGAAUGGCAGGAUGUGGGGCAAGAAGCCAUUGUAUGUGGCUGUUGCUCAGAGUAAAGAGUGCCAGGCUUACCUUGCCCAACAGCAAAUGCAGUGGAUGGCAUACAUGCAGUUUGGGGUCCCUGGCUUAUUAUGUUAUUUGAGGUCCCAAUUCCAGCAGCUGCAGUCUUAGUCUCUCCCCCUUACGGAGUCUGAGGCAGCCACGUAUCCACCAACUAGAAAGCACCUGACCAUGUACAUGCUGGAACCCACUUUUGUAGAUGACGAUAGCCAGACAUC